GAGAGAGAGGGGGACUGGGAGAGAGAGGGACUGGGAGAGAGAGAGAGGGGGACUGGGAGAGGGAUGGAGGCCGAGAGGUUGUGUGAUUAACCCCGAGCGCUUGCGGUGUUGUGGAGUGUGAGCUGGGGCUGAAACUCAGAGUGAGUCAUGGCGGAGUGUGUGUGUGUCCGGGAGUAGCCCCGCCCCCCCCAGCCAGCAGUGUGUGGGUCUGAAACUCAGCAGCAGCGCAGCGGAGCGGAGAGCCGAGGCCGGGAGCGCGUCCACCCCUUACUGCCCGGCGAGGAGCGCGUCCACCCCGCACUGCCCGGUCUGUGAUGGUCGAUGGCAUCAUGAUCCUCCUGCUCGUGGCCCUGACGCUUUUACCAGCUGCCAGUGUAGAAGAUAAAGUGACGGUGAACGACUUUGAAUGUGUGUGCGAGGGGCAAUCAUGCGGCAGCAACGGCCACUGCUUUGGCCAGCAGUGCUUCUCGUCUGUCUCCAUCCGGAACGGGACAGCCCUGCGACAGAAGGGGUGCAUUGUGGGUACGGGGGAAGAGGCGGGACAGUGCGGAAGCUCCCUACCGGAGUCUGGCGUCAUGGUGCAGUGCUGCCAGGGAACACUGUGCAACAGCAACCUCACUGUGGAGAUGCCAAGCUCAGAUAAGGACUCGUCCACGCAGCAUGUCUGUGUGUGUGAGGGAGUGGAGUGUGCCAGCGGGGGGCUGUGUUUCGGAGAGCAGUGUUUCUCCUCCGUCACAAUCAGCCACGGAAACCUGCGGCAUCGUAAAGGCUGUUUCUCCGCCACUCGGAGGGGCGGGGCUAACUGUUACACACCCAACUCACCUGAUCGAAUCAUUAACUGCUGCACAGGCCACUUUUGUAACGCCAACAUCACAGUGGAUCUCCCAGUUCGAGACGCAGAGAGGAAACUGCCUCCAAAAGAGCACGAAUGUGUGUGUGAGGGCCGUUCGUGUGUGACGGGUGAGCGGUGUAUGGGACAGCAGUGCUUCUCGUCUCUGACUCUGAGUGAUGGAGUGGUGGUCCAUCAGAAGGGCUGCUUCACCGUGUACGAACAGGGUCGCAUGACCUGCAAAACCCCGCCUUCACCUGACCAGAUUGUCGAGUGUUGCCAGGCUCACCUGUGUAAUAUGAACCUCAGUGUGACUCUGCCUCUCCGAGGGCACGACGGCCCAAACUAUAGCGUCACAACAUUGGUCAUCGUGAUUGUGGCUCCAGUGAUUGUCCUCAUUAUCCUUUCGACGGUGGCCAUCUUGAUUUUCCGUCGAAUCCACCGUAACCAGAUGGAGCGGCUGACGGCCCGCGAUGCUGAGUACGGCACCAUCGACGGACUCAUCGCAUCCAACGUUGGCGAAAGCACACUCGCGGAUCUGUUGGACCACUCAUGCACAUCAGGCAGCGGUUCAGGACUGCCUUUCCUGGUACAGAGAACAGUCGCCAGACAGAUUACACUGAAUGAGUGUGUGGGGAAAGGGCGUUAUGGGGAGGUGUGGAGAGGUCAGUGGCAGGGUGAGAACGUUGCUGUGAAGAUCUUCUCCUCCCGAGACGAGAAGUCCUGGUUCCGUGAGACUGAGAUCUACAACACAGUGCUGCUGAGGCAUGAGAACAUUCUAGGUAUGUCCUGUUCAGUUCAGCUGGCUGUGUUAGGAUUAAAUGCACUACAAAAUAAGAAUAUUAGCACGUUAGUAAUGGAAGAUCAAUUUUCUUUCCCUUUUCUUACAGGCUUUAUUGCAUCUGACAUGACGUCUCGUAACUCCAGCACUCAGCUAUGGCUAAUCACGCAUUACCACGAGAUGGGCUCGCUGUAUGAUUAUCUGCAGCUGAGCACGCUGGAUGCCCCGGCUUGCCUGAGGAUGGCGCUGUCCAUCGCAAGCGGCCUGGCGCACCUGCAUGUAGAGAUUUUCGGCACGCAGGGCAAGCCAGCCAUAGCUCAUCGAGACCUGAAGAGCAAGAACAUCUUGGUGAAUAAGAAUGGACAGUGCUGCAUUGCUGACCUUGGCUUGGCUGUGAUGCAUUACCAGGACACAAACGAGCUGGAUGUGGGGAGUAACCCAAAAGUGGGCACCAAACGGUACAUGGCCCCUGAGGUGCUGGAUGACUCCAUUCAAGUGGACUGCUUUGAGUCAUACAAACGAGUGGACAUUUGGGCUUUCGGCCUCGUGCUAUGGGAGAUCGCCAGACGCACAGUCAGCAACGGUAUUGUAGAGGACUACAAACCUCCCUUCCAUGACGUAGUGCCUAGUGACCCCAGCUUUGAGGACAUGAAAAAGGUGGUGUGUAUAGACCAGCAAAGACCCAACAUCCCCAACAGAUGGUUCUCAGAUUCAACUUUAACAUCCAUCGCCAAACUCAUGAAAGAGUGUUGGUACCAGAACCCAUCGGCGAGGCUCACGGCUUUGCGCAUCAAAAAGACUCUGACAAAAAUCGACAACUCUUUGGACAAAAUUAAAGCGGACAUUUAAACUCUCUUCGUAUGGAAGAAUCUCAAAGGCCUUUAUAAUGUCCAGCGGAUGCCUCGUCUGGAGAUCCAGGAAAAUGAAACAAACAAAAAAACAACAAAAAAAAAGGGACCGCACGGCACAGUGCUCUCUUAGAGGCACAAUGUAUUUAUUUUAAAACGUACAGUGGGACACAUUUUGGCAUCCAAAGAUGGCACAGAGGGCAUUUAAAAAAAAAAAAAAAAAAAAAAAAAAAAAAGACGACAGCUAUGUGACCUAGCUUUCACAGAGACUGUUAUUGUAGCAAGAGCUGGAAAGGAGAAAGUCGCUUUAGAGCUCCAGUUUACUUCUAACACAGCUUUUGAUUUUUAGAACUGUCCGAAAACGACGUCUUUCCUUUAGCAAUAUUGUCUGUGCUUCUUUUUUGAUUAAUUGCACUGGCAGUCGCUGGCAUUCCUUACUUGCACUGUUGUGGAAGAAUUUGGAGGGGAAAAAAAGAUGACAAUUUGCCAAAAAAGGCUGUAUUUUAUAUUCCACUAGCAUCGUAUUCUUAUCCACUAUCAACCACAGAGAUAAUACAAGCAACUUUUAGUUUUAUGUUAGUCUUUCUUGUUUUUUUUUUUCUGUCGUCGUUGUUUACUUUUGCACUGCCGUUUACAGUAUAAUGCUAAAAAAGAGCAUCUCUGCCUUCAUUCAUAUCACUCAAGCUGUAAUUUAUUUAACUUUUGUUUUUGAACCGAACAAUAGCCACUCUGUUACUGUUUUGCCUGAGAUGUUUAACGUGUCACUGAUUUUUUUUUUUUGUAUUAUUGAGCAUUUAGCUAUUUUCCUUUUGUUUGUUUGUUUCAUAAGCUUUAUUGAGUAUAGAUGCUAAAGUAAAUAAAAAAAAAUCUUAACUCAAAAA
Molecule: messenger RNA, 3339 nt
Organism: Neoarius graeffei (lesser salmon catfish)
Lineage: Eukaryota; Metazoa; Chordata; Actinopteri; Siluriformes; Ariidae
Product: activin receptor type-1-like
Exons: 11
Coding region: 315-2459 (714 amino acids)
Biological process (GO): transforming growth factor beta receptor signaling pathway; heart development; BMP signaling pathway
Cellular component (GO): BMP receptor complex; plasma membrane
Molecular function (GO): ATP binding; SMAD binding; transforming growth factor beta receptor activity, type I
Source: RefSeq, a predicted model, not a curated record